Molecule: messenger RNA, 32773 nt
Organism: Oncorhynchus nerka (sockeye salmon)
Lineage: Eukaryota; Metazoa; Chordata; Actinopteri; Salmoniformes; Salmonidae
Gene: syne2b
Product: spectrin repeat containing, nuclear envelope 2b
Exons: 131
Coding region: 1-30660 (10219 amino acids)
Biological process (GO): nuclear migration; nucleus organization; cytoskeleton organization
Cellular component (GO): membrane; nuclear envelope; perinuclear region of cytoplasm
Molecular function (GO): kinesin binding
Source: RefSeq, a predicted model, not a curated record
AUGCCGAGAGGAAAGGAGCUCUCAGAGGACAUCGGGACGAGGUCCUCCUGCCAGGAGCUGUUACAGGUCCCCCUUCCACCCUCCUCCCCUCUCCCCUCCCUCCCCCAGCCAGAGGAGGAAGCGACGGUCUCACAGCGCCCCCAGCAGGUGUCCGUGGUGAUGUGCAGCCCACCACAGCCUGGUUUCCUGGCCCGGAAAAAAGUGGAGCAAGAGCAAAUUCAGAAGAGAACCUUCACCAACUGGAUCAAUGCUCAGCUCUCAAAGAGGAUUCCCCCGUGCAUGGUGUUGGACCUGUUCAAUGAUUUCCGGGACGGGUCCAAGCUGCUGGACCUGCUGGAGGUGAUGAGUGGCCAGCGGAUGAGUCGGGAGAGAGGCAGAGGCAUCUUUCAGCACAGGAGCAACAUUGAAACAGCCCUGUCCUUCUUGAAGAAGAAAUCGAUCAAACUGGUCAACAUUAACAUUCCCGACAUCAUCGACGGCAAACCAUCCAUCAUCCUAGGCUUGAUCUGGACAAUCAUUAUGCAGUAUCAUAUUGAGGAGCUGGCCAGCAGCCUGUCGUUCAGCUCCCGUCAGUCCUCUCUGGAGUCACUGGCCAGCCUGGACUCUCGCUCCACCCUGUCGGCCCGCUCUACUAGCAACAGCCCCGUGCCCCCCAGGGGCUCCCCCCUACACCAGCGUUUCCGCGUCUCUGCCAAGAAAGCUCUGCUGCUCUGGGUCAGGGAACAGUGCCACAAGGCUGGCUGUACUCUGAAUGUGAAGGACUUCAAGGCCAGUUGGCGGAGCGGUGUGCUCUUCUUGUCCAUCCUGUAUGCCCUGAGACCUGACCUGGUGGACCUGUCCAAGGCCAGAACCAGAACUAACCGGCAGAACCUGGAGGAGGCCUUCCGCACUGCCGAGCGCGAGCUGCGCAUCCCCAGACUACUGGAGCCCGAUGAUGUCGAUGUGAGAGACCCAGAUGAGAAGUCCAUCAUGACCUACGUGUCCCAGUUCCUCCAGUACUCCAGAGACAUGCCUGUGACAGAGGAUGACAUGCAGAUGUACUAUAUGACUCCUCCUAAAAGCCUCUCUCCUGUCAACCUGCCCACUCACUUCACUCCUGCCAUCGCUGCCUCCCCUCUGCGCCAGACCACAACCAAUCAGAAGACCCAGGAAGUGACCUGCUGGCUGUUGCAGGCCUAUCAGGAGUUACUGGAAGGCUGGGACUCCACAGAAGGCGAGAGCUAUGCAGAGAGAUACCAUGUGUUCCAAACCUUUGUGGUGUCCUUUAACGAGCAGCGUCGCCCCGUGAUGCCUCUCCUGACAGCCAUGAAGCGCACCCCCCAGCUGAGUGAGGAACAGAGGAACCUCAGGGGGGCUUGGGACGCCCUCGCCGAGAAGCUGCGUGAGUAUAAGACAGAGCUGGACCUUAGUCUGCCUGCUUCCCUGGACAUGGUGGGCCGCUGGCUGCUUAGGGCAGAGGGGGCGCUGGCUGAGGAGGAGGGGGACCCUCAGGACCACGCCCGCGCCGCCGAGGAGGCCAGGGAGAAACUGGAUCUGCUCAAGACAUCCCUGGACGAGAUGCCCCAACAACUUAAGAACUUUCAGAAGUUCCAGAAUAUGGAUGAAUAUGGAGCCAUCCUGGUGCCUACUGACAAACUGGAAGAGAUGAAGAGAAGGUUCACCAGUGUAAGAGUCACUGCCAAGUACCAUGGGAUCAAACUGGAGUACCAGGAGCAUCGGCACACAGUGCUGGACCUGCUGGGCCAGAUCAGCAGCAAGCUCCGUGUCUGGAAGAGACCCUACAUAUCCCAGGAGGCUGUGCGUGUGCUGCUGCAGGACUGGCAUGAGUUAGUGGUUAAACAGGACCUACCAUCCUUGCUGGAGGGGGCUCUCCUUAAAUUGAAGCUUGUUGCAAGCAAAUAUACUAGCAAAUCUGCCCUAGCUGCAGACUCCAAAUACAUAAUGUGCCAAGUGAAGGAGUUGGAGGAGGAGGGUGCUGUGGCUCUGGAGGGAGUGUCUACGGUGAAGAGCACUAUGGGCCGUGUGCUGUCUGCCUGGGACUCCUACUGUGACUGUUACAGCUCCCUGCAGGCUUGGCUGGAGCAGGCCUCAGCCUCCCACACGCUCGCACAGAGGCCAGAGGUAACAUCUGAGAGUAUGUCAGAGUGGAGUUCCCGCCAGGCCCAUCUGAAUGAGGUAGGGAACUUCCUGGUCCAGCUGACUGACCCCAUGACCAGCCGAGCUCUGGCAGAUGACCUCUGCAAGCUCAACCUGCAUUGGGCGGACUUUAUCAAGAUAACACAAUUUGCUGUUGUAGCUGUGCCCAGCGGAGCUGCAGCCAGACCCCAAGACCUCCAGGCCCUCUUCAGAGAGGCCACCCAGAUCCUGAAGGAACCUGUAGAGGCCAUGUCUGGGCCCCUGAGGACCUACACAAAGAAACUACAGUUCAUGAUGAGGAAGAUAAAGGAAGUGGAUAUGGAUGCCCUCUCCCCCUCCACAGAAUGCUCAGCUGAGACUCUACAGAAACUGAAGCUGGCUUUACCUGAGGUGAUGCAGACGCUGGUUGAGGCUGAGCAGGUGUGUGUGGAGCUGCAGCACAGUGUGUCUGGUUUGGACUGCCGCCUGGCAGAGCUCCUGCACUGGGAGACAGAGGCCCGGGACCUCUACCAGAUCCUGAAGGCAGGAGAACGCAGGGCUUCACGGUGCCAGGACCCCCGCGCCAGGGUGCUGAUCUCUCGUGGGCUGCAGCUGGAGGGUCAGGUGGUGACUGAGGAGCAGGAUCUGCAGGUGAUGGUGAUGACAGGACAGAAGAACUCUCCCCUCCAGUACCUCCUUGUGUCCGUCAUGCAGGACAGAGUCAGAGCUGCCGUGGCUCAGUCACAGGAGGCGGUUGGGAUGCUGAGCUCUCUGGGAGCCAGAAGAGACAGAAGCCAAAGCCCCACAGAAGACCAGCCCCCACCCAAGAUCUUCAUCCAGCCUGAAGAGGGGACUCAACCCAAACAGCCUCAAUCACUCUCUCUUGCCAGGCAUGCAACUCAGGCCGUUGCUCAAUUAGCAUCUCAGCCUGAUGUGAAACCACAGCCCCAGUCCCAGCCUUCCCCUACUAAACCACAAGCUCAGGCCCAACACCCACCAAUACCACAGAUUAUAGUCCAGGAAUACAGAGAGAAGAAGGCAAGUCCCAGUCCUCCACUCCUGUAUUCCUAUGCACAAGCUGUGACUCAGUCAAAGGGCCGAGCACAGUCACCUCCAGAGCCACAGGUUGCUGCCCAGAGCAAAAAACACUCUCCACCCCUAACCCAGAAACAACCACUAGUGCAGCAACAGCCACCACCUCAACAACAGCGUCCAACUCAGCAACAAGUACUCUCUCAGCAACAAGUACUCUCUCAGCAACAAGUACUCUCUCAGCAACAAGUACUCUCUCAGCAACAAGUACUCUCUCAGCAAGUACUAUUUCAACAACAGGUUCUAUCUCAACAACAAAUAUCUGCUCAGCAGCAGGUUCAAAGCCAGAAACAGGCCCAACAAUCAGCACAAGCCCAGAAACAGACUCCAUCUCAGCAACCGGAAAAGACACAGAAGCAGCCUCUAACCAAGGAAGAGAUGCUGAGCUGGAAGAAGCAACCUCAGGCCAUGAAGAACCGACCCUGGCUCCAGAAGAAGGUCAAGGAUCAGGAUCAGGCUUCAGCCCAGGCUCCAUCCCAAGCUCCAGCCCAGGCUCCAUCCCAUGCUCCAGCCCAGGCUCCAUCCCAAGCUCCAGCCCAGGCUCCAUCCCAAGUUCCAGCCCAGGCUCCAUCCCAAGCUCCUGCCCAGGCUUCUAAUCAAACACAGGCUCAACAACAGCCAGAGAAACCAAUCAUGUCUCAAGUCCCUGUCCAGGUAGUUCCACAGCCUGCAGGAACACCGAGGCCCCAGCCUCAGGCACAAGCCAGGACUAUGUUUCCUUCUCAAUCACAGGCCAUGUCUAGUGCUCAGGCUCUACCCCAAGCAGGGCCACAGCAAGUCCCCCAGGCAUAUCUUUAUGGCCAGCCUCCUGCCCAAUCUCUGACCCAACCCCAAGCAAAGACCAAGAGCCACACUCAACCUAAACCAACAGCCCAAGCCAAACAGCAACCCAAGACUAUUAUCCAUGCUCCAUCCCAAACCAUGACUCACACUGAACCCCAGCCCAUAACUCAAUCUCAACCUGUGACCUACUCACAAUCACAGAUGCAGGCCAUGUCUCAAUCCCGGAUGACUCAAGAGAAACCCCAGCCACAGGUCCAGAAACCUCAGCCACAGGUCCAGAAAUCACAGCCACAGGUUCAUCAACUGAUGCAUCCACAGUCUCAAGCUCAGGCCCAACCACAUCCCCAAGCAUGGGCCCCAGUCAGGCUGCCACAAACCCUCACUGAGACGCACCGGCUGGGCCUGCAUCCACAGGCCCAGUCUCACCCCCAGGCUCACCCACAACUCCAGGCCCAGCCUCACCCUCAAGUUCAGCCUCACCCUCAAGUUCAGCCUCAACUCCAGGCCCAGCCUCACCCUCAAGUUCAGCCUCAACCCCGGGCCCAUCCUCAACCUCAUGUCCAGCCUCACCCCCAGGCACAACCUCACCCUCAUGUCCAGCCUCACCCCCAGGCUCAGCCUUAUCCUCAAGUCCAGCCCGAGGUCCAGCCUCAUCCUCAAGUCCAGUCGCAUCCCCAGGCUCAGCCUCACCUUCAAGUUCAUCCUCAUCCCCAGGCCCAGCCUCAAUCUCAUGUCCAGCCUCAACCUCAGGCCCAGCUUCACCUACAGGCCCAGCUUCACCCCCAGGCCCAGCCUUACCCUCAAGCUCAGUCUCACCCCCAGGUCCAACUUCAUCCUCAUCCUUAUUCCCCUGCUCAGGCUCAACCCCAACAAUGGGCCCCAGUCAGACCCUUCAGCCCAAUUUACCCUCAGCCAAAGGGUCAUCCCCAGGUAACCCCAGUCAGACCUGAACCACGGCCACAAGCCUAUCCUCAGCCCAUCAUGGUCCAACGUCACCCUCUUCCUCAGGCUUGCCCACUAGGUCAAGCUCCACCGCAGCAAUGGGCCCCAAUCAGGCCAGAGCAAGCCCCCCAGGCAUAUCUUUAUGGCCAGCCUUAUGGCCAACCUCAAGCCCAAAUACAGCCCCAAAGCCAUGUUCAACAGCAGCCUCAGGUGAGAGCUUACAACCUUACCAAUGUUAAGGCCCAGCAAGGCCAGUUCCAACAGCAGCUAUGGGCCCAGCCCCAGCCCCAUCCCCAGCCUCAAAUUCAACCCCAGCCAUAUUUCCAGCCUCAGCCACCUCCCCAGACCCAAAUUCAACCCGCAACCCAUUUGCAGCCUCAGCUCCUCUCUCAGACUCAUUCUCAGUCCCAGAUCCAGACCCAGCUCAAACUUCAGCCUCAGCCCCACUCUCAACCUCAUUCUCAGCCCCAGAUCCAGCCCAAGCUUCAGCCUCAACCCCCCCCUCAGCCACAGCCUGAGCCCCAGAUCCAGAUGGAGCCCAAGCCCCAGACCCAUAUCCAGCCUCAACCCCACUCACAGCCCCAGACCAAGCCUCAGACUCAGCCCCAGCCCAUGAUCCAGCCCAUGCCCCAGCCCCAACCAGAGCCACCACCCCAGCCCAGUAUCCACCCCCAGACCAAACACCAGCCACCUCCCCAGCCCAAUAUCCAGCCUCUUCCCCAGGUCAAGCUUCAGCUCCAGCUCCAGCCUAAGACCCAUCCCCAGGUCCUUUUCGAGCCUCAUCUCCUUCCCCAGUCACCACCAGAUUCCCCAGAGCUCCAGAUGAAACCCCCAGCUCUGGCCCAGGCCCCACCCCAGGCUUACACCGAGGCCUAUGCCAAAGCUCAGGCCCUGGCCAGGAACCAGUUUGAGGAGGCCAAGCACUGCCUGCAGGAGCACAUCCUGGCUGCCAUUAAUGUCUUCAAAGACAAACACAUAUCUAUCGAACAAGUUUCAGUUAAGGAGGAGACCCUGAGGACCCUGGACCCUGAGCUGUUGAAAGUGUUCCUGAGGGCAGCAGAGGGUAUGGAGGCCUUCUGCACCAUGCCUCAGCUCAGAGAUAUGGAGUUCUUCACACAGUCUGUCAGGACCCAAUGGGAGGCAUGUUUCUCUGCAGAGGGCAGCCUAGCCCAGGCUGGGCAGCACCUGGAGGCCCUGAAGGAGCUGUGUGACACCCUGAGCCCCGAGGAUGCCCACCGUCUGGCCCAGGCUCAGCUCAGGGAGUGUGAGAAAAGACUGGCCGCCAUCCAGCGUCAGUUCAGUGGGGACAGGGAUACACCGCCCCCCGACACACCUGGAAUUCCUCUUGACCUGGGGAAAGAUCUGACCCCACAGAGGGAAUCUACAGUGCAGAGUGACAAACCUCCAGGCCCAACUGAGGUUUCACAAGUUGUUGUGAAGACAGUGGUUGUUGAGAAGAGGGUGAUUGACGAGAAGGAGAUUGACAAGCAGGCAGUCAUAGAGGAGGAUCCUGCCAAAAAGGAGGCAUUAGAAAGAUAUGACAUUACUAAGAAGACUGUUCAGGCUCAACUAGCCAAGAUCGAGCAGAUUUCCCAGAGAGACCUGGCCGCUGACUCAGUCUCUCUCAAAGACCUGCACACACGUCUACAGGAGAUACAGACAUUGUGCCAGGACACAGAGUCUCUGUGGCCUGAGUUUGGCCACCAGUGUUCUCAGAGCUCCCAGUACAGUGGGGAGAGGGGUGAUGGUGGUGUGAGUGUGGAGCACGACCAAGCUGAGCUGAUGAAGCAGUGGAGAGGCCAGCAGUCAGCUCUGCAUAGGAGAGGCAGCUCUCUGGGGGCAGCUCUGAGACAGGUAGACUCCACAGAGCACCACGUUGUUGACUUCUCCGAACGCCUCGACUGCUUCAUCAGAGAGCCCAAGGACAUCAACGCAUUUACACUGGCCAACACCAACAUCCUGACGGACAUCAAGGACCUGGAUGAGAGCAUUCAGAGAGAGCUGGACCAGCUGUCUAGUUUUGACUCUGAUUCCAGUGAGCUGGAUCCCAGUGAUCGCUCUCCUUUGACCCGUGUGGUCAAGACCCACAGAACCAGUCUAGACAAGCUGAGACAGCAAGUCCGUAAGAGCGAGGCGGCCGCCAGGGCCCUGGACCGCUUCCUCAUGUCCCUGCGCACCGUAGAGCAGGACAUCUCUGGAGUACAGGGUGCCCCCUGCAGUGAUGCGUGGGUAUUGCAGGACUGCCGCUCCAAGCUGACCCUGAUCAGGCAGAGUGUGGAGAGUCUGGGGGACAAGGCCCCCCAGCUAGACUUGCUACUCCAGGGGGCCAGGCUGUCUGUAACUCGGGACGGUGCCCCAGCCUCCUGCCUGGACAUGGUGUCUGCCUUGGUGUUGCGGCUUGAGGAGGCUGACUGCGGUCUGGUCAGCCAGCAGCACAGUGUCCAGAGGGAGCAGGAGAUGAAGGGCCUGGGCCUGAGGAGGAGGACUCUGCUGGCGGAGCUGAGGAAGGUGCAGGAGGCAGCAGAGAGGCACGGACUAAAGGAGCCAACCAUGCCUGCUGUGCAGCAGAGGCUGCGUGUCCUGUCUGACCUGGAGGGCCAACUGAACUCCCAGCGCUCUGAGCUCCAGAGACUCCGGGAGGCCCACUCUCAGGGCCAGGAGGGAGAAGGCAAUCCCCUGGAAGAGCUGAAGACCCAGUGGGAGGACACCCAGAGAGCUGUGGCUGACAGACAGGAACAGUGCAACAUCCUGUUGGAACUAUUAAAGGUGUUCCAGAGCUGUCGCAGUUACUUAAGCACCACCAUGCAGAAGGCGGAGCAGACCAUCAGUGAGCAGGCCUCCUACAUGGGCAAGGAGAACCUGCAGAGGCUUAUAGCUAAGGUCCAUGGUAUAAAGCAUGAUCUGAGUGGCUUGGGGACAGGCAUGGAGGAUAUCAGGGGGGUGUGCAGACAGCUGCAGUCCCAUCUGAAGAAGAUCCCUGACUGUAAUGAGACUCCAUUUGAGGCCGAGGCUGAUGGACUGGUGGACCAGUGGCUGGAUGUGACAGAGAAGACAGACUCAUGCUUAGAUAACCUGUGCAUGGGGCUGGAGCUGUGGGACAAGCAGCUGAUGUUAGGGGGAGAGGUGGACGGCUGGGCGGGGGCCAAACUUGCCCUGUUUGCAGAGAGCCACCCCUUCCAGAACGAACAGGAGGUCCUGACCAUAAGGGAUGAGAUCCAUGCCCAUGAGGAGAACAUUGAGCGUUUCCACAAGAAGUCCAUUGAGAUCCAGGAGCUUCUUCAAACCCAAGAGGCCCCAUUGGAGCUACAGGUGAUGGAGACCCAGCUGAGGAAGAAGAUGGAUCAGGUGGACGAGCUAUUCUCCGACAGCACUGAUGUCUUCCAGGAGCUGAUCGCUGUAAAGAGACACCUGGCAGAGAAGAUCACGGAGUGCCAGUCUGCCCUGCACAACAUCCAGUCCUCUCUGGGCAUGCUCAGUAUGCCAGGAGACCAGGCCCAGAUGCAGGAUCUGUGUGAGCAGCUACAGGCCCAGGAGGAGCAGGCAGGGACAGUGCUGAAGGAGGUGGGUCUCAUGUCCAGUGUGGCCAGCCCCCAGGUGCUACAGACCCUGUCUAUAGACUGCACCAGGCUCAGAGAGAACAUCUCACACACCAAAUACAUGAUCCACCAGAAACGGGAGGAGGGAGAACAGGGCCUCAUCAAGGUCAUCAAAAGUGAGAGCCAUUUGUUUGAAGAGUGGUUCCAGGACCUGCAGUUGUCUGUGAACGAGUGCUUUGAGAACCCAGUGUGUAAACAGGACGUGGAGGCCUCCAUGAAAAGACUGGCUUGUUUCCUGGCGUCUAAGGAGGGUGAGAAGCGUCUGGGUCAGGUGAGAGAGCACCUGGAGAGAGGCAGAGAGCAGGUUCCGCCAGAGCAGCUGGCCCACCUGAAAAGCUGGCUGGGGGAGCAGGAGAAGGAGCUGGCCACAUUCAGAACCCACUGUCAGGGCAGACAGAGCCAGCUGGACACUGUCCUCCGAACCCUCAACAGUCUACAGCAGGAACAUGAGCGUUUCCAUGACUGGCUUCAGGCCUGGGAACACAAGUCAGUGGAAGGAGAACAAGUCAACAACUUUCUCAAAGACCUCCACAAAGAAAGUGAGAGAGUGGAGGCCCUCAGUGAGCUGUGUUCAUCGGUGCGGAGGCAGGGUCUGAGAGGGGACAGCCUGCUGACUGACACUGACGACCUCCUGCAGCGCCACCGGUGCCUGGAGGCCAGACUGCAGCAGCAGGCCGAGACCCAGAGAGUCCUGGAGGAGACCAGUAGGAGGUUUGAUACCCAGACUGACAGCACCAGGACCUGGGUUAGAGACCAGCAACAACGACAGCAUCACCAGAUCCAGAAAGAGGAGAGAAUACACACAGCACAGGCCAUUCUCAGUUCGAGACCUGAGGGAGACUCUAAGCUGCAGGACUUGAGGAGAAAAUGUCAAAGUCUGUGUGAACAUCAGGACCUGGAGGAGAGCAGGAGACGAGAGGUUCAGCAGACAGUCAGAGACAUGGAGGAGGAGUGGAGGAGAGUCCUGCAGACUGCUGAGGAGACUCUUACCAAAGCUGAGAUGCAGAGUGCUAUCGAAGGCCAGCUGAGAGUGUUUGACUCCCAGACAGAAAGUACCAGGACCUGGGUCAGAGACCAGCAGCAGCAACUCCACUCUCUGGGCAACCAGGCCAAGACUGAGGACCAAAGACACACAGCACAGACCAUCCUGAGCUGCAGACCUGAGGGAGACUCUAAGCUGCAGGACUUGAGGAGACGAGGUCAAAGUCUGUGUGAACAUCAGGGACUGGAGGAGAGCAGGAGACGUGAGGUUCAGCAGACAGUCAGAGACAUGGAGGAGGAGUGGAGGAGAGUCCUGCAGACUGCUGAGGAGAUUCUUACCAAAGCUGAGAUGCAGAGUGCUAUCGAAGGCCAGCUGAGAGACUUGGAAACCCAGAAGGAGAACUCCAGGGCCUGGAUCAAAGGCCAAAAUCAACGCUUACUUUCUUUGGGCAGCCAGGCCAAGACAGAGAACAGAAUACAAACUGCACAGGCCGUCCUGAGUUCCAGACCUGAGGGAGACUCUAAGCUGCAGGACUUGAGGAGACGAGGUCAAAGUCUGUGUGAACAUCAGGACCUGGAGGAGAGCAGGAGACGAGAGGUUCAGCAGACAGUCAGAGACAUGGAAGAGGAGUGGAGGAGAGUCCUGCAGACUGCUGAGGAGACUUUUACCAAAGCUGAGAUGCAGAGUGCUAUCGAAGGCCAGCUGAGAGUUUUUGACUCCCAGACAGAAAGUACCAGGACCUGGGUAAGAGACCAGCAGCAGCAACUCCACUCUCUGGGCAACCAGGCCAAGACUGAGGACCAAAGACACACAGCACAGACCAUCCUGAGCUGCAGACCUGAGGGAGACUCUAAGCUGCAGGACUUGAGGAGACGAGGUCAAAGUUUGUGUGAACAUCAGGGACUGGAGGAGAGCAGGAGACGUGAGGUUCAGCAGACAGUCAGAGACAUGGAGGAGGAGUGGAGGAGAGUCCUGCAGACUGCUGAGGAGAUUCUUACCAAAGCUGAGAUGCAGAGUGCUAUCGAAGGCCAGCUGAGAGACUUGGAAACCCAGAAGGAGAACUCCAGGGCCUGGAUCAAAGGCCAACAUCAACGCUUACUUUCUUUGGGCAGCCAGGCCAAGACAGAGAACAGAAUACAAACUGCACAGGCCGUCCUGAGUUCCAGACCUGAGGGAGACUCUAAGCUGCAGGACUUGAGGAGACGAGGUCAAAGUCUGUGUGAACAUCAGGACCUGGAGGAGAGCAGGAGACGAGAGGUUCAGCAGACAGUCAGAGACAUGGAAGAGGAGUGGAGGAGAGUCCUACAGGCUGCAAAAGAGGCGCUGGAUCGGGCUGAGGUACUAGAAAAAGAGCUGAGAGCUUUUGAAACCUGGAAGGAAGGCACUUGGGUCUGGGUGAAAGACCAGAAACAACAGCUACACUCUCAGAGCAGCCAGACCAAGACUGAGGAGAGACUACAUACCGCACAGGCUGUCCUGAGUUCCAGAUCUGAGGGAGACUCUAAGCUGCAGGACCUGAGGAGACGAGGUCAAAGUUUGUGUGAACAUCAGGACCUGGAGGAGAGCAGGAGACGAGAGGUUCAGCAGACAGUCAGAGACAUGGAGGAGGAGUGGAGGAGAGUCCUGCAGACUGCUGAGGAGAUUCUUACCAAAGCUGAGAUGCAGAGUGCUAUCGAAGGCCAGCUGAGAGACUUGGAAACCCAGAAGGAGAACUCCAGGGCCUGGAUCAAAGGCCAAAAUCAACGCUUACUUUCUUUGGGCAGCCAGGCCAAGACAGAGAACAGAAUACAAACUGCACAGGCUGUCCUGAGUUCCAGACCUGAGGGAGACUCUAAGCUGCAGGACUUGAGGAGACGAGGUCAAAGUCUGUGUGAACAUCAGGACCUGGAGGAGAGCAGGAGACGAGAGGUUCAGCAGACAGUCAGAGACAUGGAAGGGGAGUGGGGAGAAGUUCUUAAGGCUGCAAAGGAGGUGGUGGAUAAGGCCGAGGCUCAGAGUGUCAUAGAGAGGGAAAUGAUUGAAUAUGUUACCCAGAAGGGAAGCAUUCAGGCCUGGGUCAGAGACCACAAACAACGCCUACACUCUCUGGGCAGCCAGAGCCAGACUGAUGACAGAAUAAACGUAGCACAGGCCGUCCUGAGUUCCAGACCUGAGGGAGACUCUAAGCUGCAGGACUUGAGGAGACAAGGUCAAAGUCUGUGUGAACAUCAGGGCCUGGAGGAGAGCAGGAGACGAGAGGUUCAGCAGACAGUCAGAGACAUGGAGGAGGAGUGGAGGAGAGUCCUGCAGACUGCUGAGGAGGCUCUGCGUCAGGCCCAGGUGUGGUAUUCUCUCUCCAGGCAGCUAGAGGCCUUCCAGGCCCUGGAGGAGAGCAGCAGAGCCUGGUUCCAACUGCAGCAGCAGAACACACACUCCCUGGGAACAGGCACCCGGGGCAGCAAGGAAGAGAUCCAGGACAGGCUGCAGAGAGCAACGGCUGUCCUGAGUUCCAGACCUGAGGGAGACUCUAAGCUGCAGGACUUGAGGAGACAAGGUCAGAGUCUGUGUGAAAGCCAGGACCUGGAGGAGAGCAGGAGACUAGAGGUUCAGCAGACAGUCAGAGACUUGGAAGAGGAGUGGGGAGAAGUUGUACACAAUGCUGAGGUGGUGCACAGACUGUUGCAAGGUGUGGUGGAACGCCUGGUGACCUGUCAGUACCAGAAGUGUCAAGCCCAGUCCUGUCUGGCUGAGGUCCAGCACCAGACAGCAGAGCUGCCCCGUCACUUCCCCUGGCCUGGGCUGGGAGACCGGGGGCAGGCUGUGGAGACGGCCAGGACCCUCCUGGAUAAAACCAGGAACCUGGCCCCAGCCCUGUCUGUCCUCCACACCCAGGGCAAGGAAAUGUUCCAGCUUACCCAGGACCCCAGCUGGACAGACCUCUUCUGGGCCACCAUGGAGGAAUGCAUCCCUGCCCUUCUCCAAGAACUGACGGAGGCCUGUGUGAGGAUGGAGGAGGGCAUCCACAUGGAGAGGCACUGUGCCCAGCUAGUGGAACAGCAUGGGGCAGCCCAGGACUGGCUGAGGGAGCAUGUGAAGGGUCUGGGCCCCCAGCCCACAGACAGACAGGCUCUACACAGCUAUGCCAACACCCUGAAGGCCCUGCUCCAGACUGUCGACAGGGAGGAGAGGGAGAUGAGGGAGCUGGACGCAAUCCGAGACACCCUGCUGAGCCACUGCACCCCUGCCGGUCGUGACACCCUGACCCUGGAGGUCAGCCACCUCCACGACCUCCUCACUUCUUCUGAGAGGGAGAUGACGGAAAGGCUGGCAGGCUGCGAGGCCCAGCUGAAGGAGCUGGAUGCGAAGAUGGCCAAGAAGGCCCAGGGCCUGAGGGAGAGGGCCAAAGCCCUGCAGUGGGAGCUCCGUUCUCUGGACCAGGCCCUGAGCUACAGCGAGCCACACCCCAACAUAGCCCAGCUCCAGCAGCACUGGCACAGCCUCAAGAACUGCGAGAGGUCAUUGGAGGGGUUAGGGCUUAAAGUUCAUGACAUGCGUCAGGCUGCCAGAUCUGCAUCCACAGAGGAGGACCUUCCCGCUGAAGUCAUCUCCAUAAUGGAGUUACUGAGCCAGCAGCACGACAGUCUGAAGACCAGGUUGGGUGAGAGGCAGAGCUGCUGCACUGAGAACACAGCUCGCUGCCUCACAGCCUCUGUUCAGCUUCUGCAGCAGUGGAACCACUCCUCACCCACACAGACAGCCCCCUCCAUCCAGGCUGCAUUAGAGGAGGGUGUGCAGUUCCAAAAGGCCCUGAAGGAGGUGCUGUCUCACAGACAGUUCCUGGUGGACUGCCUGAAGCCUGACCAAGCAGACAGACUGGAGAAAGACACCACUGCAACACUCAGGGAUGCAGACACACACAGCACCUUUCUCACCAAGACUCUGAAAGAUGUAGCUGAGAAGAGUAAACAGAAAAUAGAUGUGACUCAGCCUGUUGCUGUCACCUCAGUCCAGACAGAAGACAAACCAGCCGUACCACCUAGGAGGACAGCCAAGACCAAGCAGACUCCCACCCAGGAGAGUCAGCAAGCUACACCACAGUUGCUUCUCCAUAUCACAGAGAAAAAUAUACCACAGCCACUCCCCGCUGUCACAGAGAAAAACAUACCACAGCCACUCCCCCCUGUCACAGAGAAAAACAUACCACAGCCACUCCCCCCUGUCACAGAGAAAAACAAACCACAGCCACUCCCCCCUGUCACAGAGAAAAAUAUACCACAGCCACUCCCCCCUGUCACAGAGAAAAACAUACCACAGCCACUCCCCCUGUCACAGAGAAAACAUACCACAGCCACUCCCCUGUCACAGAGAAAAACAUACCACAGCCAAUCCCCCUGUCACAGAGAAAAACAUACCACAGCCAAUCCCCCUAUCACAGAGAAAAACAUACCACAGCCACUCCCCCCUGUCACAGAGAAAAACAUACCACAGCCACUCCCCCCUGUCACAGAGAAAAUCAUACCAGUCAAACAAGAGACUUCAGCGGUCACUGCCAUGGUGCAUACUGAAGCCCCAAGUUCAGGGUCUGUCAUGACACAAGAACUGGCAAAGGAGAAUAAAACUGCUGUCACACAGGUGCCAAAAGCUGCAGUAGAGCCUAAACAGAGCACGAUAGUGACUACUCGAUCGGUUGAAACCGACAUAACUUCCACCACCAUCCAAAUACAAGAUACCAAGAGUCGAUCGUCUGAGACCCUGAUGACAGAGAGAACUGCAGUCAAGGGGCAUGGUGAUACUCAUGUUACAAGAGUAGAGACUACAACUGUGAAGACGGUUAGUCAGGCAACUGACCAGAUAGACCAGGGCCUUGAUCAGGAGACAUCUUUGACAGAUGCCCUACGCUCACAGCAUGCUUACAUUGACUCUGAAAAACAACGUAGUCAUGACGACACACAAGUAAAACAAUCUCACGUCCCUGACACAAAAAGCCAAGUGUGUUAUGAUGUCGACACACCGCAGCCACUAGAGAAGAAAUUGUCCUCUGUCAUUCUGGACACUGACACUGUGUAUGUGCAGACACCAGAGAUGUGGCCACUGAUGAGCAGUGACACCGCACUUAUCAUAUCCUCCGGAGCAGUAGUGCUUGAUACUGACAAAAUGGACUCGGACACUCAGUCCACCAGUCACAGUCCACAGCAGACAGAAUCACAGGACUCCACUGUAAGGCCCAGGGAACACCCUGAGAAUAGGCUUCCUCAGUCCCAGCCGGACGGAGCUGUGGAGAACAAGGUCAAGUAUGACACUGAGGAGUUAUGGAAGGACAGCAAGACUGAGACUGAACAACCAGACCUUAUACUGGACUUGCCUGAUGUGGCUCAGCCCACUGCUGUUGCCUCUUUCCAGACUGGAGUCAAAGCACCACCCCCGUCCACACCACCUCGUAACAAGAGAAAAGCCAAGAGCCAGCAGGCCCAGCCCUCUAACACACAGCCUGCUGUGGAGAACAGGGUCAAGUAUAACACUGAGGAGUUAUGGAAGGACAGCAAGACUGAGACUGAACAACGAUACAUUGUACUGGACCUGCCCACAGUGAGCGAUGUGGCUGUACCUCCUGCUGUCACCUCAACCCAGACAGAGGACAAAGCAAAGGCACCAUCCACACCACCUCGUAACAAGAGAAAAGCCAAGAGCCAGCAGGCCCAGCCCUCUGACACGCAGCCCAACACAGCUGUGGAGGACAGUGUCAAGUAUAACACUGAGGAAUUAUGGAAGGACAGUAAGACUGAACAACGAUACAUUGUACUGGACCUGCCCACAGUGAGUGAUGUCCAGAAAGAGCCUGUUGCUACUGCUGUCACUUCAAUCCAGACAGAAGACAAAGCUAAAGCACCAUCCACAUCGCCUCGUACCAAGGAGACAGCCAAGAGCCAGCAGGCCCAGCCCUCUAACACACAGCCUGCUGUGGAGAACAAAGACAAGUAUAACACUGAGGAGUUAUGGAAGGACAGCAAGGAUGACACUGAACAACGAUACAUUGUUCUGGACCUGCCCACAAUGAGCGAUGUGGCUGUACCUCCUGCUGUCACCUCAACCCAGACAGAGGACAAAGCAAAGGCACCAUCCACACCACCUCGCAUUAAGAAGACAGCCAAGAGCCAGCAGGCUACAACCCAGGCCCUUCUACCCCAGGCCUCUAACACAGCUGUGGAGAACAGGGUCAAGUAUAACACUGAGGAAUUAUGGAAGGACAGUAAAACGGAGACUGAACAACGGUACAUUGUACCGGACCUGCCCACAGUGAGUGAUGUCCAGAAAGAGCCUGUUGGGAAAGAGGACAAACCAAAAGCACCAACUCCACCAGCACCUUCCGCAUCACCCCUGACCUCUGAGAUAAGUAAACAGAAGGCUGAUGUGGCUGUAUCUCUUGCUGUCACCUCUAUCCAGACACAAGUCGAACCAAAAGCACCAGUACCAUCCACACUGCCCCGGACCAAGAAGACAGCCAAGAGCCAACAGUCUCCCACCCAGGACAGUCAGCAAGCUAAGCCACUGUCACACACCCCUGUCAAAGAGAAAACCAUACCAGUCAAACAAGAAGCUUCAGCUGUGACUAAACCGGAGAGCAAGGUAAUCGGUUCUGAUCAACCCAGUCAAACAAAGACACACGUCACUAAGACAGUGCAGUCAGAGAAAGCAGAGACAGUGUGGACUGAAAUUGACAUAUCUCAGGCAGAGGUUAGCAAAGCAUGUCUACCACAGACUCAACCAGAACCCUCCAAAGCAACGAGUGACAGAGCUAUUGAGGUUGAGGACAAAGGGACCUGGGAAGAGCAUGCUAAAGAGUGGAGAAGUGAACAUGACCAAUGUGAGGUGCAAGAAAGUCUGACCGAACCAAAGGUGAUGUUGGAGGCUACUGCCCAAACAGACAGAAAACAGUCAGCUAAAAUCGAAAGUGAGAGUCAGUCAGUGAGUGAAAAACAGCCAAAGAGAGAUGCUGCCCAACCAAUCAAACAACAUGGAGCUACAGCUGCAACUGAGAGCACCAGAAAAGAAGACAGGGAGAGCAGCACUAAAGGCCAGCCAGAGCAGCAACAGGUGUGCAACACAGAGAAGCCAGAAGCUCCUGUUGAGGCAGAAGUCCCCGUUGUAAAGAAGGAGACUCUAACCCCAGACCCUUUUGUGAAAAAAGAGACCCCAGCUGUACCAGAAGGACCCACCAUGCAGGACAUCUUCACUGACAUCCAGCGCCUGUCACAAACUGGACCAAAGAGCAUUCUCAUUGAGAUUAAACCUUGUGAGGACCCCAUGAGGAUUCUGAACACGUCUCUGGCUGACCUGCAGGCUCGUCUGAGCAGGCUGGUGGUCAGGGUACUGGGCUGCAGAAACCGCCCUGCAGACCUCAGCCCCGCAGCCAUGGCUUUGCAGGUGGAGGAGGCCGAGGAAUGCAGACAGGCUGCUCAGACCCAGAUGUCUGUGUUCUCCCAGCCCAGAGAGGCUCAGACUGCAGACCGGGAGGCCUUUGAGCAUAUGGAGAGCCAGUGGGGCGCAGCAGUAUGGGAUGCCUCGGAAGCUGUCCACUGUAAGGAGGCCCAGCUGCAGCUGGUCACUGAGGCGGACAGGCAGACACAGACAGUCAAGGCCACUCUGGAGAAACUGUCUGCAGAGCUGGAGGCCCUCACAACAUCCCCAGUGGAGAGCAGCUCAGCAGAAGCUGAGGAGCUACGUUCCUUUCUGCGGGGUAUGGAGGAGGACAGGACCGUCAUGGGGGAGCUGACCCUCACUCUCACCAAGCUGUCCCCCCACCUGAACCAGGCAAAGCGAGCUGCUGCACAGAUCCAGCAGAUAGGCCUGCAGGAAGAGUGGAGGUCACUGGAGAGAGCUUCAGAGAAGACCCUGUACUGUGUCAAUGGCUAUGCCAGGGAAACCAGCAGCCUUCUCGCAGAGAUCUCCUCUCUUCAGGAGCAAAUGGAGGUCAUAGGAAAGGCUACAGGCUCACCCCAUUCCACUACAAUCCAGUGGGACAGCAAGAGGGCCCAGGAGCUGAUGAUGGUGAAUGCUGAGCUGACUGCAGCUCAGCAGAAAUGCCUCUACCUGCAGCAGGGCUCAGAGGCUCUGGCCCACAGCUCCCUAUAUGAGAAGAAGACGAGGCAGAUAGAACAGGGGCUCCAACAGGUCAAGGAGCAGCUGGAUCGUGUUGGAGAGCAGGUGUCCUCUCAGACCCCCAGCAGUGACAACCCUAUCAUGAAUAAGAUCCACAAGGUAAUGAUGGACGCCUUUGCCUGGGCCAAGCAGAUGGAGAGCGACAUUGAGGGCCGGAGGAGGAAGGUGGCCCUGCUCCCUGAGGGGGUCCAUCGGCAGAUCAAAGACCUGAAGAAGCUGCAGUGGGAGAUGGCGGCCAAGCAGGCCCAGCUGGAGGCCCUGGUGGAGGAGGUGGAGGAGCUGCUCCCAGAGCUGGACCAGGCUGAUGAGGUCCCCAUGGUGCACUCCUCCCUGGUCAGCCUGGAGAGUCUGUCCAGGUCCACCACAGAGAAGCUAGCCAAGGCUGUGAAGGAGAUGGAGUCAGGCUUGCAGACUAGAGAGAAUAUGUCAGAGCAGAUAGCAGACCUGGACUCCUGGGUGGUGGGUCACCUCCAUAGAGAAGCCUCCAGGAGGGGAGAGGGGGAGGGCCAGAGUUCUAAAGACCUGGAUCGCCGAGUCAGACAGAUCCAGGAGACCCUGGUAGAGGCGGAGAAACAGGCUGCUGUGUCCGAGGCUCUUCUCAUGAGGAGCAGAGACAUUGCCUCUGAGCUCAGCAUCACAGAGAACUGCCUCCUCAAUGAGAAACUCACAAACCUCCAGGAGGACAUCAAGAGCAUCAUCAGCUAUGAGAAAGCUAACCAGCAGGAGCUGGAGGAACUCCUUCAGACUCAAGACGCAUCUAGGCAGAAGGUGACCACGGUGGAGAAGAGCCUGAGACAGAUGCUGGUGGACCUAAACAGACACAGGUUCCCGGUCACCAGGGAGACUCUAAGCACCAUUGAGCCGUUUAAACACAUGAUCAUGGAGCACAAGUGCCAGGUGGACAAGCUGCAGCCCUUCAUCCCUGAGGAGAAGAAACAAGAGCUGCUGUGUGUCAUUUCCCAGUUGCACUGCAAAAUGAGCACGCUGAAUAUGAAGGCCAAAGAACACGAGAGGUACCUCACCUUCAGGCAGUGUGUGGAGGAACUGCGGGAAAAUGUGGAGGAGCAGGUCCUCCAGACCAAGGAGGAGAACAGGGGGAAGGAGGAGAGGUACACGACCGGUCAGGUCAUCCUCACUCAGCUCCCUCUGAUAAAGAGACUGUGUGAGGAGGCUUCCGAUGAGCUGCAGAGCAUCUCCCAGGACCUCUAUCCCUCACAGCUGUCUGCAGAGCGUGGGCGGCUUAAGCAGAACCUGGAGAGCUUCCAAACCUGGGAGAUGACUGUGAUCAACAACAUCCAGAUCCUGGAGUGGGGCCUGCUGAAGGAGGUGCACCUCCAGUCGGAGCAGAGAGCUGUGCUGGCCUUCCUAAGGGACAUCCAGCGGGAGCUGCAGCAACCAUGCCAAGUGGAGCCCACCGAGGAAGCCGUCGACAAGGAGCACUGGAGGAUUGUGACCCUGCGGAUGACCGUGGAGUGCAGACUGAGGGUGUUGAAGAUUCUCGAGCGCAAGAAAGGAACUAGGCAGCAGGAUGGAUCCCUGGAGUAUAGUGACCUGAUGGACCUGAAGAAUGCAAUCCUGAAUGAAUGUGACUUACGAAUGGAGAGCGUUUCCCAGGCACGGAAUUCUUUGAGAGACUACACUGGAGCUGUGAGUGGUGCUGUCAGGUUCCUCCAGGAGGCUGAGGCCCUGCUCCAUCCCUCAUUAGCCCCAGUCGGAGGUUGCCUUGAGAGGCUGAGAGACAUCCAGCAGGCCCUGGCCUCCAUGGAGGAGCAGCUCCAUUCCCAUAUAAGCCAGAUCCAGACCCUGGCCCUCCAGCAUGACUACCUGAGCCCCCAGACGGUGGAGCGUCUACAGAGGGAGGUGCUGAGCCAGCUCCUGGUGCGGAUGUCCACCCUCCAGGCCCAGGCCCAGCUCAAACUGGAGGCACUGCAGAGGUGUGCUGAGUAUCACAGAAGGUAUAGGAAGUGCCAUGAGGAGAUCUGCCAGUGUGUAAAGAGCGCAGAGACCCAUCUCUCCUACUGUCACUCUCACAAAGUCAGCUCUCUCACAGACUGCACCGACCAGCAAGCUAAGCUAAAGGCUCUGUCUGAGGAGGUGGACUCUGUAACAGGGCUUCUAAAGUGUUUGGGGGAGUGGUGCCCGGAGCAGGGUUGCCGUUGCAGCAGGGAGGGGGCGGUGAGCGCGCUCUGGAGGCAGGUGGCAAGACUGCAGCGUUGCACCCGCAAUCUGAAGACUCACUCAAAUCAGAGGGCAGACGAAUGGAGUGAUAUUACAAAGAGUGUGGAGCGAGCGUCCAUCAUGCUGGAGCAGGUGGAGGCUGAGCUGCCAAAUGACUCCAGGGAGAAGGUGUGUGGGGAAGAGCUGCAGGUGCUGCUGUUGUACUGGGACCAGUACCAGGACAGGCUAGACUGUGAGCACCGAGCUCUCUCAGCUCUCGAGCUCCGCAUCGCCAGACUGCUGGGCGUCCCCGCCCACCUGGAGCAGGCCCCGCCCAACCCGCUGUGUCAACAGUUGCAGGUCAUGCAGGACCGCUAUGACAGUCUGAAGGAGAAGAGCAUGCUGGGGCGGUGUGUGGUGCGGACGGAGGUGGAGGAGAGGGACAAGGUGAGGGAGGAGCUGAGUGGGGUGAAGGCGUGGCUGGUGACUGCAGAAUAUCUCCUGUCACAGCUGGAGCAGUGUCCCAACACACAUAAGCUACAUGAGGUUCACACCCAGCUGUGUACCCAGAAGGCAGUGCUGCAGCGCAUCAUGGACGGUCUGAGGAUGAAGUACUCGGACAUGUACACCCUGGUUCCCGUGGAGAUAGAGGGACCGCUACAGGACGUGACACACUCACUGCAGGAAGUAGAGGAGAAGGUAGGGGAUGUAAUGGAGAAGAGCGGUCCCCUGCACAGACUGGGAGCCAAGGUGUCUGAGAUCAAGGCUGGUCUGGGAUCAGUGCAGGACAAACUGCAGCAGAGAAGCACCUCUCUUUCGGAGGCAGAAAGCACACAGAAGCGUGUGUGGGACGAACUGGACAUGUGGCACUCCCGUGUGGCAGCGUUGGAGGUGGAGGUGCAGGAUCUGGAACAGGCUGAGGAGGCCCAGGUCCUUACAGAGAGCCUGACGGAGGCCCAGCUGCUCCACUCACACAUGGCCAAGCAGGCAGAGCAGAGGACCGCCUUCCUCAGCAAGAUCAGCACAUGGUUACAGGAGCAUGAUGAGAUGAUCAACAGCUCCAACAGUUGGCUAACUGAGGCUCAGUCCUGGCUCACUGCUCCCUGUACCUACACUACAGCCAAAGAUUUGGCCAGCUACGUCCACGCACUACAGAUGGUGCUGGAUGACUCUCAGCAGAUCCGCAUCACUCUGCAGGGCUUUGUGUCCGUGCUGAAGGAGAUCUCCCUGGUGUGUGACAUCACAGCGCAGCAGGAGCAGCUGGCCGAGGCUGACCGCCAUGUGGCCACUGUGCAGCAGGGCUUUGUGGCUCCACUCUCCCAGCUAGACCAUGCCGCCGCCGAGGUGGAAGCUAUAGAGACGGAGGUGAAGAUGAUGGAGAAGGACGUCACUGAGAUCAGGACGUUGUUAUCGUCCCCUGACACUCUUCCCAGCCCCAGAGAGGAGAGCCUGAAGGUGUGUGUGGACAGGAUCCAGUCUUUGCGGACGACCAUAGCAGAGAUCCAGAGCUGUAAGCCAGGCCUGUGUCUGCCAGAGAAGGCUGAGGAGACCCUCACUGUCUUUCAGAGAGUGGAGCAGCUCCAACAGCAGCUAGAAGAGCUGGAGAAGAUGGUUCCAGGGGAGUUCAUAGUGAAGAAACAGACACUCCCUUUACUGCCAGUGAAGGUCCCUGCUCCUAGCCCAACUGUACCCACCUCUUCCACAGAGAAUGUUUCUGUGCCCAGCUCAACAUUACCAGCCACUGAGGAAGCAGACGUGAGAUCCUUCCCUACAGCCACACCACUGCAUGGGUCACCUCCACACUAUAAUGAUCCUCAGGAGAAUGGAGUGGAGCAGGGCCAGAUCCAGAUAGUCCAUGUAGAGGAAGACGCGCUGAAGUCUUCUCCUGAACAGAGACUCAGCUGGGGAACGGAGAAGAGUCGGGACCCCGAGGUUGCAGCAGAAGGGAGCCGUGCUGCAGCUGAGGAAGAAGGGGGAAGCACAGCCAUGGAACAGAGUCAGGACACAACUGAACAGGACCUCUCUGUAGUGGGUCUCUCGGUCGCCUCAGGAACAAGUGUGUCCGAAGCUUUAUCAAAACCUGUGGGCACAGUCAGAACACAGUCUCUGUCUGAAAGCAUGGAGCUCAUGGGACAGAGGGGGCUUGCAUGGAGGGGGGAUGACAGCCACCCAGAGGGGCUGAAGACACACAUCAGAGACACACACACACACCCAGGGGGCUCACCUGCUGCACAUAUACUCACAGAGGAUGUACAGACACUCACUGAGGUCACAGUGGACACAAGUGUCCCCAAAGACAUCCAGACAGUAACUCCAGUCAUUUUACCAACGAUGAGACUGUCAAAGGUGGAUAGUAGGCUGGUGUUAUCUGAGGCAGGGCAGGCCUGUCUGGUUCAGCCACCCUCUGAGAAGGCUCUGGUUGUUCCAGAGCAGAGGCCCACAGUGCCCCAGCCAAUGCCCAGAAAGAAAAAAAGCGCACCUCAGACAGGGUUGCUCACGGCACCAUCCCAGCCUAUAGAAAUGGCACUCAAUGUAUCCACUGGACAGACACACACAGCCUCUGAUCUCACACACCAGACACCUGUGCAAGUUGAGGCAUCUACCCCUCUAGCAGCACCUGAGGAGACACCCACCACCACCACCCUGGGCGUGGUCAGCACACACACUGUCCCCCAGACCACACUCAAACCAACCGAAGAGGACAUGGAGGGUGUGCAUCCAGCAGCAACCCUGGCCCUAGGGGUGUUCCCAGCCCCAGCCUUGACUGGGCCCUGCCCCACUCUGGAGGUGCUUAAUGCCUACAGUGAGCAGGCCACCCAGCUAGAGGUUUGGCUGGAGAGAGCCCAGCACACCCUUGGAGUGCUGGAGCGGGCCGCCACUGCCAGCAUGCAGGACAGUGUGGAGCAGCAGCUCCUCACGUGCCAGGAGAUGUUCCUGGAGAUAGAGCAGAAGGUAGCCAGUCUGUCUGUCCUGGAGCAGCAGGAGGGCUCAGCAGGGUCCCACCAGGAGGCUGAGGCCCUCUCCUCCAAACUGGAGCUGCUCAAGACCAGCCUGGUCACCUUCCAGCUGUUGUUGCAGGAGAGACAGAGCCAUGAGCAGAUGCACACCAGCACACAUACAGAGGAGCAGGUGCCAUCACCGUCACCGUCAUCACCCAGAAAGCUUCCUCUAGAGGGCAGACUGCAGCGUAGCGGCAGUGUCCAGGAGAUUCUCUCUUCCUCCAAGAACAAACUCUUUAGACAGACCAGCUUUCAACAGCAGAAGGAAUUGGAGCAGGAGCUGAGUGAGCAGAGAGGCCUGACCAAGGCUAUCGCCCAGCAGGGGAGUAGAGGUCGUCUCCACAGCCAGGCCCAAAAGGAUCAACCUGAGCCAUCCACACGAGUUCCUGUUGAACCUGAAGGAGUGGGGGAGGCAGGGGUCCAAAGGAAGUGGACACACCUUCACAACCAGCUUCUGGCCUUGGAGCAGACUGCACAGCAAGGUCCUUCUGAUGGGACAGACUCAUCUGUCAGUCAGAGCAAUGGAUCAGCCAGUAGUCUCAUUGACUCCCACAGCAUUCAGGACAUACAGACACACAUAUGUCGGCUGCGGGAGCUGGGCCAGACUGCCAGUGAGGUGGUGACUCAGUCUGUGCCGGAUGAGGAGGUUCAUCAGAGGCUGGAUGAGGGUCUGUUUGAGGUGCUAUGUGGGGUGGGCCUAUCUCUGUCCUCACUGACCCGGCUCCUGCAGUCCCCCUCAGGGAAGUCACACGAGGACACACAGCUCCAGCUGAUGCAACUCGAGACUCUGGCAGCAGAGCUGGUGACCCUGGGUGGUGAGCUGACCUCCCAGGGGUCAGAGGUAAUUGGUGUUUUGGGGUCAGGUGGAGGUCAUCUGUGUGUGGAUCACCUAGGUAAACUCCUGCCUGUGGUCCAGAGCGGUCUGGCUGCCAGAGAGAAGCAGCUGCAGGCCCAGCUGGAGAAGACAGGCCAUCACCAGACACUCUUAAAAGAGUUGCAUGCAGCCCUUCUUGCUAAUAAGUUGGCCGUACAACAAAUGACUAACGAAGCUGUCCCUCAAGACACUUGCAAGCAGCUACAGGCUGUGGUGCAGGUCCAGGGAGAGCUGCAGCUUCAGUCCAGCCAGGUGUCCUCCCUGCAGGAGAGGGCAGAGAGACAGGGUCUGCCCUCCACACUCAUAGAGGAGGCCUACAAGCUGGAGGUUGUGCUGGAAAGUGUGUUGGGCUCUGUGGGCGCCAGACGUGAGGAGCUGAGGGCCAGUAUGGAUCUCCAGCAGCAGUUUGAGAGGCUGCUACAUGGCCUGGAAGUGCUGGUCACCCUGGGCUCAGAGCGUCUCUCGCAGAGGCCUGGUCUGGAGCUCCACACCAGGACUGGGCUACAGGACUGCCUUAGCACACAUUCGAAGUUCUUCCAGUUCCUGGGGAUCCACCUGGGGACCCUGCAGCACCUAUCCACGAGAGUCGCAGAGAGCACCCUCCAGAGGUGGGAGGGAGGGAUGAGGGGCCUCCAGGAGAGGGUGACCCAACUGCAGCAGCAGGCCCUGGAGAGAGGCACCAGGAUGCAGUGGAUAUUACAGAUAUGGACACAGUGGGAGGAGGAAAGUACCAGUCUGGACACCCUGCUUAGGGAUAUGGACGCUGGCCUGUCCAAGAUGCACCUGGAGGAGGACUCAGUGGCACAGAUUUGCGAGAAACUCUCUGUCUAUCAGAAAAUGAGAGCAGUCCUGGAUGAGAGUGGGGCAAAGUUCAGCCGGAUGCAGGAGCAGGGGAGGUGGCUGAAGGAGGCGGGUUGCCAAGGGGUGGGUGUGUUUGGGUGUGGCCUGGAGGCUCGCUGGACCACCUUUCACUUCAGGCUGGAGCAACAACGAGUCAGCACAGAUAGGAACAGGAAACUGUGGAGCAGGUUUUCCCGUGACUUUGUGGCACUGAGCAAGUGGAUCGGUGGGGCCAGAGAACACAUCAACAGUUGGAUCAUUUUCACUCUCACAGCCAAUCAGGAGCGAGAGCUGAAACCCAUUCACUCCCACCUUAACCAGUAUAUGGACUUCACCAAAGAGCUGGAGGUUAGGUCGGCUCUGAAGGCCUCAGUGAUCACCACUGGAACACAGCUACUGCAGCUGAGAGAGGCAGAGACGGCGCCAGAGCCUCAAUCUGCUGCGCCAGAGCCUUGCUCUGUACAGACCCAGCUCAGACAGAUAGAGCAGGACUGGGCUGGCAUUCUGUCUGAUAUACCUGCUGUGCAGCAGACUCUGCAUCAGUUGUUGAUGGAGAGGCUGUCCCCACAGGGGGCCUUGACAGAGCUGCUAGCCUGGGUUGGAGAGACUGAGGCCAGGCUGGAAGAGCAGCGGGAUAGGGUCCACCAAACCACCUCCACCAACGCGAACCUCAACCUAGUCCUUCAGAGCUUCAAGGUGUGUAAGGCUGAGAUAGCAGUCCGCCAGCUCACAGUGGACUAUGUCAACCAGUCGGAGUUGCAGACGAGCAGAGGGAAAUAUGAACACCCAGAUUAUGCUGAUGAGCUGGGCGGUCUUAACCACCGCUGGCUCAGUCUACAGGGCACCCUCAACAACCAGAUCCAGGAUGUUGAACAGGAGCUGAGGAUGUGCACAGAGAGAGAGGUCAGACUGCAGCACCACCACACCUGGCUCACCAGUCAGAGAGAGUGGAUGGGCUCAGCCCAGAGGCCCGUCAGUCACUCUGAGGUGGAGAAGAGCUUAAAAACCUGUGAGGGUCUGGAGGAGAAACUCUGGCUAAAUUAUACAGCUCUUCAAGAGUUGAGAGAGAAACACCACACAGGAAAAGAGGAUGGCACCUGUGCCUUCAUCACUCAGACCGAUGAUGUCAUUAAGGCCUGUACAACCCUCAGUCAAGAGAACCCAGCUGUGCGACACAGACUGAAACAGGUUUUGGAGCUGUGGGUUGGGUUUGAGAAAGGACUGAAUGAUGCAACACUGGACACAGUGAAGACCUGCCAGGCUAUGGAAUACAGCUGCUUUCCUCAACUUUCUCUCCAGGCCCUGCAAGGACUCCAUGAAAAGCUCCAGCUUCUAAGGAAGGAGACUGAGGGGUGUGACUCAGAAUGGGACGGUCUGAUCCACACUCUCUCCAUCCUCAGGGACAUGAUCAGUCCUACGGCCACCUUCCUCAUGUCAGAGCAACUGGAUAGAGAGAGAACCAGGUGGAAUAAGGUGAAUCGUGAGCUGGAGAAUCACCUGAAUAGAACUCAGACACUGCUCCAGAUCUGGGGGGCUUAUGCCCGUCUCUCUGUACCUUUCUCCCAACGUCUGCAAACACUGAGGGGUGAUGUCACAGCUCUGAUGAACCAGCCACCUGGUCAGGACAACACUACACAACUGGUUGCAGCCCAGAUACAGGCCGUCCAUAGCCUGCAGGAGAGAACAGACCGUUUACAGACCGACCUGGAGGGGGUGCUAGAGGCCUCUAAGGAACUCAGUGGACGAGUGGAACCCUCGUCUGCCGUCUUCAUCCAAUCAGAGAGCCGUAUGCUAACCCGUGGUGUCCUACAUCUGAGCCAGUCACUGGCCGAUAAACUUGGGCAUCUCCAGGAAGAGCAUGAGCAGCUCCAGGAGUUUGAGAGUGUCUUGGCAUCCCUUGAGAAACACCUUGAGGACUGGGAGGGGAGACUGAAAAGUGUAACCGUGCCUCCACAAAUGUAUAUAUCCAAGAUGGGUCUGCUGGAGCUGAGUGGUUUCUCUCCUGACCUUGAUAUACUGAAUGAGCUGAGCUACAGGCUGACCCUCAGUGACCCUGCCACCCACAGACUACAGAGCCUCAACUGGAGCUGGGCUCAGGCCUCGGCCCGUGCUGUGGAGACCUACAGUGAGUUGCAGACAGAGUCACUGAGGCAACAGAGUUUUCAGGAGAAGUGUGAGAACUGGAUGGACUUCCUACAGACGAUGGAGGACAGCCUAGCAGUAGACCUGGCCAGUACCUACAGCGGCCUGAGAGAGCAGCUACGCACACACCAGAGGUUCCAGUUAGAGAUGUCUAUCGGUCAUCAGAUCCUGCACUCUGUCAUCAAUGAUUCUCUACGUCUGCUGCAGAGGGGAGACGUGGAUGAUAGGAGCGACUUUAUCCUGAAGCUGGCCCAGCUGAGGGAGCACUGGCAGGGGGCUGUGCAGAGGGCAGCUCAGAGGGGCUCCCUGGUGGAGGGGCUAGUCAAACACUGGCACCUCUACAGCCGCAGCCUCAGGAAGCUCCAGAGGUUCGUAGCAGAUGCCCAGGCCCUCCUGCCCCCCACAGGGCCAGCCCACUGCAGCCUGCAGCAGCUCCGAAGCUCCCUCUACGACAUGAAGCACACGGAGCUGCUUUUCCAGAGGUACCAGUGCAGCUACAUCCACACUCUGGAGCUAGGCCGUCAGCUCUUCUCCAUGGGGGACGAACAGACUCAGGCACAGCUGCAGACCGAGCUGGCUACCCUGCAGGAGGACUGGGAGAACCUGCAAGGACUGCUGGAAAAGAGAAAGGACAUAACAAACGCUAUCAUUCAGAACUGGGAGCGCUGCGAGGCCAGACUAUCCUAUAGCAUGCAGCAGCUGGACACCAUGCAGACCGGACUGAAGCAGUCGAUCCCAGAACAUGACAAUGAGCUCCAAGUUACAGAGAAACUCACUAAGGAGGCUGAGAACUCACUGGAUGACUGGGCUGAGAGCCUGACUGAACUUGCCACCAUGAAGACGGACCUGUCCCAGUACAUCAUUGCUGACGACGUGCUGCUACUCCAGGAACAGGUGGAGCACCUCCACUGUCAAUGGGAGGAACUCUGCCUCAAGGUCUCCCUACGCAAACAGGAGAUAGCAGACCGUCUCAACGCAUGGAUCAUCUUUAAUGAGAAAAACAAGGAGCUUUGUGAAUGGCUGACGCAGAUGGAAAACAAAGUAGCACACAAUGCCGACAUCAGCAUCGAGGAGAUGGUGGAGAAGCUGAAGAAGGACUGUAUGGAGGAGAUCAACCUCUUCAGUGAGAAUAAAACCCACCUGAAGCUGCUUGGAGAGCAGCUCAUCACCGCUAGCAACAAGACCAAGGAGACCGAGGUCAACGACAAGCUGAAGGACAUCAACGACCGCUGGCAGCACCUGUUUGAUCACAUAGAGACCAGGGUGAGGAAGCUAAAGGAGACUCUGGUGACAGUGCAGCAGCUGGAUAAGAACAUGAGCAACCUGCGGACGUGGCUGUCACGGAUCGAGGCCGAGCUGGCCAAACCCGUGGUCUACAGCGUCUGCCACAGUGAUGAGAUCCAGAGGAAGCUGGCUGAGCAGCAGGAUUUGCAGCGGGACAUUGAGCAGCACACGGAGGGCGUAGCGUCAGUUCUGACUCUCUGUGAUGUUCUUCUCCACGACGCCGACGCCUGCGGGAGCGACACAGAGAACGACUCCAUCCAACAGACCACCCGCAGCUUGGACCGUCGCUGGAGGAACAUCUGUGCCAUGUCCAUGGAGAGGAGGAUGAGGAUUGAGGAAACAUGGCGACUGUGGUGUAAGUUCCUGGAUGACUACUCCCGCUUUGAGGACUGGCUGAGGACCGCUGAGCGCACCGCGGCCAACCCUGUCUCGGCGGAUGUCCUCUACACCAGCGCCAAGGAGGAACUCAAGAAGUUUGAGGCUUUCCAGAGGCAGGUCCAUGAGAGGCUGACCCAGCUGGAGCUGGUCAACAAGCAGUAUCGCCGUCUGGCCAGAGAGAACCGCACUGACGCCUCCAGCAAACUCAAGGUCAUGGUUCACGAGGGCAACCAGCGCUGGGACAGCCUGCAGAAGAGGGUGGCCGCCAUUCUCCGUAGACUCAAGCACUUUACCUCUCAGAGGGAAGACUUCGAGGGCACACGGGAGGGUAUCCUGGUCUGGCUCACUGAGAUGGACCUGCAGCUAACCAACGUUGAGCACUUCUCAGAGAGCGACAUCGAGGACAAGAUGAGACAGCUCAAUGGCUUCCAGCAGGAGAUCACUCUGAACACCAAUAAGAUCGAUGCUCUGAUCGUGUUUGGGGAGAACCUGAUCCAGAAGAGUGCUCCUCUGGACGCCGUGCUGAUAGAGGAUGAGCUGGAGGAGCUGCACUCCUACUGCCAGGAGGUGUUUGGCAGGGUGGCCCGCUUCCACCACCGCCUCAUCAACAGACGCCCGGUUCUGGAGGAGGAGCGGGACCUGUCUGACCGCGACACAGAUCUGGAGGACUCAGCGGAGCUGGCUGGAAGUUCCUGGGGGGAGGACGAUGAAGAGGAAAAGGAGGAGGAUGAGUCCCGAGUGACGGGCGAGUUAUUGGGACGACAGGCCGGGUGCCGUCUCUUGGCCCCCCCUCUGGAGUGUUCGGGGCGAGAGACCCCGCUCAGCGUGGACUCUAUCCCCCUGGAGUGGGACCACACUGUGGACGUGGGGGGAUCUUCAUCCCAUGAGGAUGAGGAGGAUGCUACCUACUAUAGCGCCAUGUCAGAUGUAGAAAUCACUGAGAGCUCAGAGUCGUUUGUUAAGGCAACUGCCAAAGCAUUGAGAGCAGUCUCGGUGAAGUCGGUGACAGACCCCCCCAGCUGGCACUCCCCUGAGCCACAGGAGAGGAAACAUGUUCCCAGGGACAUCAUCCUGGGCCUGGGCUCCUCUCCCACCCACAUCACCAGCACCCCCUUUCACCAGCAGGGCUAUGUCAAGCUGAUGUCAGAGUGCAGUGGCAGUAUCGACAGUGUGAAGAGGGUCAAACUGAUCUUAAAUGACGAGGAGCUGGAGGACCAAGGCCUCACCACGUUAACCACCGCAGACAAACAGACUGGUGUGAUCGAGCGCUGGGAGCUGCUGCAGGCCCAGGCCCUCAGUGACGAGCUGUGCAUCAAACAGGACCUGCAGCAGUGGCAGAAGCUGAACUCUGACCUCAAUGAGAUCACUUCCUGGCUGGGCCAUGUGCUACCAGAGCUAGAGAGGCUGCAGAGGCUGGCCCCGGCUACCAGCAUCCGAGACAUGGAGGGCAACAUAAGGAGACUCAAGGAGAUGCAGAAGACGUUCAACAGCUACAAGUCUUUGAUGAUCUCCAUCAACCUGAGUGGGCAGGACUUCCAGUGUGGGGACAGCGCUGAGCUGCAGGAGCUGCAGGAGGGCCUGAGGACAGCCAAUCACAGCUGGACACAGGCCUGCGUCGGCCUGGAGAGCUGGGAAGAACGACUGCAGAGCGCACUCAUGCAGUGCCAGGAGUUCCAUGAGACGCUGCACUCCAUGUUGCUGUGGCUGGCCAGGUCUGAGAGCACACACUACGCCGUCAACAUACAUGACCAGUUUGCACAGCACUCUGUCCUGCUGGAGCACAGAGACACACUCAUGGCCCUGGAAGAAGAGUUGCAUGGGCGCCAGCGGCAGGUCUCCUCCCUUCAGGAGAUCUCCUCCCAGCUCCUCCUGGAGGCCACGGCCGAGGACAGCGUCGAGGCAAAGGAGAAGGUCCAUGUUAUCGGCAACAAGCUCCGACUCCUACUGCGCCAGGUGGCCAAUGACCUGCACAUCCUGCAAGGAAGGCUGGUACGUCAACAUUGGGAAUCGUGUCCAACCAGCUCUGAGAUGGAUAGUGUUGCUCCGGGAUCGCUCAGCUCUCAACUCCAGCUGCAGAAGGAGAAAGCUGGAAUGAGAGCUGCAGGACUCCAAGACGCAGGCUGCAGAAAGGAGGAGAAGGGGGACUCUUCCUCAGCUCGGCCAUUCUUCUACAGGGUACUGCGUGCUGCCUUCCCCCUUCACCUGCUCUUCCUGCUGCUGCUGGUGCUGGCUUGCCUGGUGCCUCUGUCUGAAGAGGACUACAGCUGUGCCCUGUCCAACAACUUUGCCCGCUCCUUCUACCCCAUGCUGCGCUACACCAACGGCCCCCCGCCCACAUGAGACAGCAACAACACCCCCUCCCCUAACACUCACCCCCUGCCCCCGUCUUUUAAAGUCCCCAUUCACCACUGUCGGAAACGGCCCCGAAAAACAGAGACUGGAGCCAAGCGUUCUGUUUCUCCACUCCAAAUGUUUUUUUUUAAAGUUGUCUAAAGUAAAAUUGAAUUUAGGUAUUUAUGUAUACAUAUUUAUAUUUAAUAUAUGUUGAGCGCUCAUGAAGUUAUGUGGCUCUGAAAAUAAGAAAAUAAGCCAUAUCAUUGGUUUGAAGUAAACACUUUUAUAUGUAGUGAAGAUGAUUAUUAUCCCCAUCGAGUUGUUUUCCACAUACAAAAAAAUAUUUUUAAGUUAUUUUGAUAGCUUUGUUUUUAUCAUUGCAGAUACUGUAUACUCAUAAUAAUGGCAAAGUGCAGUUGCUACCAAAGGAUCAGAGUACUGAGGAUAUUGAUCAUUACUGUUUCUACCAUUUUACUUAGGACAACCAAUUGUGGGUAGCACAUUUUUGUACAUAUCGACUGAAAACGAUUUUGUUUUUGUCUAUUUGAUUUAGAAUCAUGUACACUGUGAUAUGUCAUUUUCACUGAAUUAUGGUAGCGAAUCAACUGCAAACAUGCCUUGCUGUAGUCAGUGCUUUAGAAAAUGUUUUUGUUUAAAAAUAUUUUAUUUACACUAGUGUACCUAUGAUUUUGUGUGUAUGAGUGCAUUUGUACAUAAUGGCAAACUACUGACAAAGCAAUGGUAAAUUAUUGACAAUGCGUGUGUGCAUAUGUGAGUGAGUAACCCUAUCUCCCACAGAGGCCUUGUGUGAUUGUGGGACACCCUGGGCUGAUGGGGGGACAUAGAGUGCGGCUUACAAACCGUUUUAGCACCGGAGAACUAAAUCAAAAAUGUUUGAAUGUACCCCUCUGGAAGCUGCUCUGUUACACUUUUCUUUCCUGCGGUUGAAUAUUGUGAGUAAAAUCUGAUGCUGUCAUAGCUGUAGAAUACCGUAAAUACACUACAGUAUAUGAAUAUAUAGGUGACAUGAACCUGGACCAGUCAGUGAGCGAUUAAUGUUGCGGUGUACAUGCAGAAUCAAAGAGUACGUAUAGACUCGAAGGUUUCCUGUCCGUAUGCUUUGGCUUUCUUCACAAAGAAGGCUUACUCAUGUGUAAAAAAAUUACAGUCAAGCUGGAGCUGAUCAGAGUUAAUUUACCUAGUUCCAUUAUUAGUGUACAUAGUCAAGUCACUUUGUACUCCUCUGUAGUACAAUGAAACAAAGAAAACAAUGGUGUACAGUUGAAUACAUUUUUUAAUGCUUAUUUAUGGAUGAUGAAUAGCUUGAAUUCAUUUUUACUUGACAAUAAACAUUGUUUGCCAUAAUCUGUGCUUAUGUCAAUAGAACUACAUUCACGUUUUACAGUUGCUUUUAAGAUGUUUGGUUGCAAUUCCAUUGGGGCUAAAAUGCCUCAAUAUGACAAGCUCUGUAUGUAGGUUUUCUAUCAAUACAAACAUGACUUUGACAUUGAACAUCAGAAACAGCAGAAGCACCAAAUCAUUACAGGAGGGACAGGGUAUGAUCAGGAUGCAUAAGUACAACAGGUGUGUGAGUUUCUAGCAGUUGCUGGUUUUUCGUUUGGCUUCUGAUCGCUUCACACAAACUUGAAUGGAGACUAGCAGUCAUCUUAAAUCAAAGGCCACAAAAGUCAUCUGGUUAAAAUGUAGGUUUUUACAAUGAGUACAUCAUAACACUCCCCUCCACACAUCCAGCAUGAAAAGUUACAGUUACUGUACUGUAAUAGCAGUGUGCCCUGGUGGUAUGAGGCAAAGAACAGCCACAAUCUGAAAUGUCAAAUGCACAUCUCAUUGCUAUAGUCCUGUUUGAUAAAUCAUGUUCACUUCAUGCACCAUUUUCCAAGUAAGCCAGUUACAGUAGGAUGGUAUGAAUUGUUUCGGCAGACACUGAUAAAGGUGAAAAAGUUUAGAAAUAUAUCAAAAGGAGACACAUUUUGACUGGUAGAGGUUAAAAGAUGUACUCAUUACUAGCUACAUUACCAACUGCAUUAAUACAAGGAAAUUACACCAAAAAUACAGUCAAUUCACUGUUACAAAUCAUAUUUUUUCCAUAGACCAAAAA